GCUGUUCAGUCGUGGCUCCGGAAACGCUGAAUCUCAGAGUCUUCUCCGAUGCCCUCGAUCUCCUCCCUCAGGCACUUGUAAAGCCUUGGAUUUUUUUUACUCAGGGAUACUGCAUUCAGGUCAACUGUUGAUGAUUUGUGCCACGAUUGAUAUUGUUGGAAAAUAUUACUGAACAGACGACAAACUGACAAAUACAGGAACGGUGCACGUGUGACAUUUUAUAAAUACACUCUUUUAUCGAAAUACGCGAAGUGAAUUUCUCGAAGACUCGAACAUCGUAAGACUGAGGAUUGCUCUUACUGACUAACUCCCAUGACAAGACUCAGUAUGACCCGCUUACUUAUAAUGGUUUCGGCAGCGCUGUGGAUUGUGGCAUCAGCUGCGGAUCAAGACGCGUCCGAGUAUCCUGAGGGUUACUACGCCUUUGAGGAAGCCCCUGGGAAAACGCCACCGAAGGUCCGGAAGCCUCCUUAUCUGCAGUCGAAGAUUCCGUGUCCAGGAGCCUUGGAGACGGACGAGGAGGCAGAACAGAGCCUCAACAACCUGUGCGGCGACCUCAACGAGGGGCGGCUCCCCCUCAACCCCAUGGGCCAGUCGGUCCUCGGGCACUCGUACCCCUUCGACCUGAUAAAGAACAUGACGCUAGACUUCUUCAGCAAGACGCUGCCGAUCCUCAAGGAGGACAAGACGCUGCCCAAAGUGGCCAAGCUGAGGAGCCGCAACGUCCCCCUCAGGGACCAGUUCCGCGUCAUCCGGCGCCCCAUCCGCUCCGCCAGCGACGACCUCCCCGCCGACGCUCUGCUGCAGGAGGGCGAGACGGAAGCCGCGAAAGAACCUGCGAUCGUGACGGAAGCGGAGGGCGAGGCGGAAGGCCGAUCCUUGGGCGACGCCUCUGAAGGAGUGUCUGCCAGGGGCGCCAGGUCCUUCUGCAGCAACAACUGGGGCCUGUUCUGCCUCCUCUACAACACCAUGUCUGGCAAGGCUGCGCCCGGAGGCUUGGCUCAGGACCGCAACGACGAGGACUUCGACAGCUCGCUCAACGGACUCGGAGGAAACCUGGGCGGGAUGCAGCCGCUCACGCCCUGCCCUUCCGCCGUAGAAUACAUCACGCCCGUGUUCGCCAGGAAUUACCAAGGCGUGUGGCGCUACGUGGUGCAGAUCCCCUACGAGGGAUACUUCACACAGACGGUCGAAGUUACUCAGUGUUUGUCUGGCAAAUGCUAUUACCUUUCUGGCGCGUGCCUGGCCUCGCCGCGCUGGGUGUCGCUCCUUGUGGCUGAGAUCUACUACCCGGAUGUCGUGUUCCCAGCGGCGACCGGCAAGCGACCCAACUUCAGCCGCGCCGCCGUGUCCUCCGACGGGCCCCCAACGCCCUUCCUGCAGCAGCGGCAGGGCGUCGCAGGAACCAUAAACCCCGUCACGCCCCACUACUGCGACGGCCAGGACGAAAUCGGAUGCUUCCAGGUACGACUCUACUACGACUGGUUCCUCAUCCCCGGGUCGUGCAAGUGCUGGAAGCAGGAUUAUUUCGCCCAGUUUGCUUACCGGAAGUAGGCAGUCUUCGUCACGUCUGAAACAACCCGAUUCUGCACAUUGCCAGUUGCUUUCUCUCAAUUCUGUCCGUGCCUCUUUCUUUUCAUCUUUUUCCUUGAUUCUUCUUCUCCUGAUGAGCUGCGAAAUUUCCGGAGGACCAGUCUCUUUUUUCCAGGAGGAAUCGUAUAGUCAGUUCUGUUGUACAAAAAGAAGAAUUUUCUCAGAAACUUGUAGGCUCAACUCUUCAUGUGAUUGCAUAAAACAUAUGUAUAUGAAACAACAGCAUACCACAGGUAAAUUCUUGAAAGUCCAUUGUAGUGAACACAAAUAAGAUCUGCUAAUUCCGUUUUCUGUUAACAUUGGUAGAUACUUAUUUUGAAUUGUCAUGAAAUAUCUAGUUUCAUUAAUUCUUUUAUUUCUCUCUGCAAGAAAUUCAAACUUGUCUACGUUAAUACUUUCCAAUAAUUUGAAGACAAAAUUUAUAUUACAAAAAAAAUUAUCUCUGGCUGCAGUGUUUACAUUUGUCACUCGUUUUCUUGUGUUCCACAUUGUAGAUAUUACAUCACAGUUAGGUGUUCUGUAACUAGAAAUAUGGCACUAUACACUUGUAAGUGUAGGGUAUGGUGAGACAGAGGAGAGCAGGAAGUUAAGUACGUUCAUUUCAUCUUUGUUGAUUGAUUGUACUCAAUAAUCACCCAAUCAUUUCUUGUCAUCAUAUCCAUUAAUCGUUAGUGUUAUUUCAUAUCACUUUUAAGUAUCAAUGAGCAGAUCAAAUGGUAUACGACCACAUGCUCUAUAUUUCUAACUCGAUUUUCUCGACACUAGAAAUGCACAUUUAGAAACCUUACCCCAUGCAAGUGUAGUAACUAGUAUGAACAACUGAUGACGCAAUGGUAGAAAAAUCACCUAUACACAAAAUAAGCUUACUAAGGGUAUAGCCGGUCUGAAGACUUAGGGGAGAGAAAGGUGUACAGGAGGGAGAAGAAGAAGAAAUACAGUACAAGAAGGGAAUGUGAGCUUAUUCGUCCUCACCUAAAUUUCUCUCCUAUUUUGUGUAUAGUGUUCGAUCUUCUCUCUUGAUUUACUUUUACAGACACUAUUAGAAGUAUAUCACAUAAAAUGGGAUGAUAAAAUUCAGCAACUAAGCAAUGUGGACAUAGAGCAUAAACAGAAAACUAACAGUCAAAUUGACAAAGUGGUAACACAAACUCAAAUGAUUGUUUUCUCUGAUUACACUCUUCAUUAUUUGUUAAUGUACAUAUUUUAGGUUAAGAUUGUUUUUAUCGAUUUCUAUUGGCAUUCCACUGAUGUAUAAGUUACACAUACAAUAAAUUAAGGAAAUUU
Molecule: messenger RNA, 2877 nt
Organism: Penaeus chinensis
Lineage: Eukaryota; Metazoa; Arthropoda; Malacostraca; Decapoda; Penaeidae
Gene: spz6
Exons: 9
Coding region: 313-1554 (413 amino acids)
Biological process (GO): innate immune response; central nervous system formation; regulation of Toll signaling pathway
Cellular component (GO): extracellular region
Molecular function (GO): growth factor activity; Toll binding
Source: RefSeq, a predicted model, not a curated record